UUAUGUGUGUCUGCGGACAGAACCACAGCUAAGUGGAUUGCAAACCACUGCGGGAGAAUGCAGCAGUUCGCCUGUUCCUACACGCCGAUCUGCCAACCCGGAAGUAAAUUGGUUGACGGGGAGUGCUUCUUUUUGGCGAAAACCAGUCCGCUGAUCCCGAAUGCGGUACAGCAUGACAGGGUCCAGCCGCACGUCGCAGAUCUGAGGUGUGACGAGAUUGUCCCGACGGCGAAAUUAUGAAUGGCAAAAGUAUCGUACUCGUAUAAAUGCAUUACAAAUUUCCUCAGCGUGAGAAAUAUAGUUUGUAAUGCGGAUUUCUCUUAAGAAAAAAAUUUGUAAUGCAUGAUUGCAGGGCAUGUACGAUACUUUUGCACAGGAUAGAAAUUAGCGAAAAUCGUGACGGAGGAGCAGGAUUUCGCGGUAUCAGAGUUUAUGCACUGCAAAUAUGUCUGGGUCUGGAAAAAUGCACGUCUGUCAUGCUUGUCUCACAUGACUCUUGAACCUGUAAUGCGUGAGCAGGAGAAGACCCUCUUGCCUGUCAUGCUAAAAUGUAGUUUGUCAUGCGGAAAGCGAAACACAUAGGAGCCCAGAAACUUGUCAUGCGUAGCUGCCUAUUGCAGUCGUGUCCCCUCAAUUCAUACAUUAGCAUCACAAGUUUCCAGACCCAGACGUAUUUGCAAUGCAUAGAGCUGUUACAGGAGCAAUCCGUAACGUCUGCGAGUAUCGGGUUUAAGUAUAACGACGAGGUGGAUCGACU
Molecule: messenger RNA, 757 nt
Organism: Amoebophrya sp. A120
Lineage: Eukaryota; Dinophyceae; Syndiniales; Amoebophryaceae
Source: the annotation of a GenBank genome assembly